AUGGCCUCUCGGGAGCAGCUGGUGCAGCACGUGCUGCAGGAGCUGCAGGAGGCGGUGGAGUCCGAGGGCCUGGAGGGCCUCGUCGGGGCCGCUCUGGAGGCCAAGCAGGUCCUGUCCUCCUUCGCUCUCCCCACCCGCCGUGGGGGAGGCCCCGGCCCCCAGGUGCUGGAGGUGGACUCGGUGGCCCUGAGCCUGUAUCCGGAGGACGCGCCCCGGAACAUGCUGCCGCUGGUGUGCCAGGGCGAGGGCAGCCUGCUCUUCGAGGCGGCCAGCCUGCUGCUGUGGGGCGACGCGGGCCUCAGCCUGGAGCUGCGGGCGCGCACGGUGGUGGAGAUGCUGCUGCACCGCCACUACUACCUCCAGGGCAUGAUCGACUCCAAGGUGAUGCUGCAGGCCGUGCGCUACUCCCUGCGCUCCGAGGAGUCCCCGGAGAUGACCAGCCUGCCGUCCGCCACGCUCGAGGCCAUCUUCGACGCGGACGUCAAGGCCACCUGCUUUCCCAGCAGCUUCUCCAACGUGUGGCACUUGUACGCCCUCGCCUCGGUGGUCCAGCGCAACAUCUACUCCAUCUACCCGCUGCGCAACCUCAAGAUCCGGCCGUACUUUAACCGUGUCAUCCGCCCGCGCCGCUGCGACCACACGCCCGCCACGCUGCACAUCAUGUGGGCCGGCCAGCCGCUCAGCGGCCACCUCUUCCGCCACCAGUACUUUGCGCCCGUGGUGGGGCUGGAGGAGGUGGAGGCCGAGAGUGCCCACCCCGGCCCCGCCAAGACCCUGGAGCUGCUCAAUCGCGAGCCCGGCCUCAGCUACUCACCCCUGGGAGAGCGCUCCAGCGUCACCAGGAGCACCGUCUACCGCUGGCGGCGGCAGUCCCAGGAGCACCGGCAGAAGGCGGCCGCCCGCUUCUCCGCCAAGCACUUCCUGCAGGACAGCUUCCACCGCGGGGGCGUCGUGCCGCUGCAGCAGUUCCUGCAGAGAUUCCCCGAGAUCUCCCGCUCCACCUAUUACGCCUGGAAGCAUGAGCUCGUGGGUUCUGGCACCUGCCGGGCCCUACCCCCUGCGGAGGAGCUGGCGAAGCUGCCGGAGCGGCCGGUUGCCGAGGGGCUGGGAUGCUCCUCGACGGCCGUGUCCAGCCCUGGCAUGGUCUUCAUGCAGCGGGCCAAGAUGUACCUGGAGCACUGCAUCGCCCUGAAUACUCUGGUACCCUACCGCUGCUUCAAACGCCGCUUCCCGGGCAUCUCCCGCUCCACCUACUACAACUGGCGCCGAAAGGCUCUCCGAAGGAACCCCAGCUUCAAGCCAGGGCCGGCCCUCUCGGAGUCUGGGCCUCCCCAGCCAGCGCCGGUGGGCGAAAAGGUUUUGCUCCCUUGGCAGGGUGGUGAGGCCGGAGAGGGGGCAGCGAAAGCCACGGGUGGGGGCCCGCCUGCCUCGCGGGCGUUCCUGCCCCUGAGGGUACCGCUGUCCCGCUGGCAGAGGCGUCUGCGCAGAGCAGCCCGCAAGCAGGUGCUCGGUGGGCACCUCCCUUUCUGUCGCUUCCGCCUCCGCUACCCGAGCUUGUCGCCCUCCUCCUUUUGGGUCUGGAAGAGUCUAGCCCGGAGCUGGCCCGGAAGCCCGUCCAAGCUCCAGAUCCGGGCCCCCACCUUGGGCAGAGGGGGCAGGAAGGAGGCAGAGGAGAAACAAGCUGGCAGGAAUGUGACAGCUGCCCUGGCCCCCUCUGCAGGGACCCGGCAGAUGGCAGCUUCUCCGGGGGAGGAUCCAGGGAAGGCCCCGGGAGGGCCUUCCGGAGAGGGGGCCCUGCAAGAGGGGCCCACGGCCCAGGGUCGGCCCCCCGGUGGGUCCCUGUCCAGCCACCCUGUGGUGAGAGCGGCGGCGGGGGGCCGGGACAGCCAGGCGCUGGUGAUGGACAUGCUGGCCACCACGAAGUUCAAGGCCCAGGCCAAGCUGUUCCUGCAGAAGCGCUUCCAGUCCAAGAGCUUCCCCUCCUACAAGGAAUUCAGCACCCUCUUCCCCCUCACCGCCCGCUCUACCUACUACAUGUGGAAACGCGCCCUCUACGAUGGCCUCACCCUGGUGGACGGCUGA
Dama dama (fallow deer) is the source of this 2082-nucleotide messenger RNA. RefSeq names its product vertebrae development associated (gene VRTN). The record is from RefSeq and is a predicted model, not a curated record. The transcript has a single exon. Gene Ontology annotation, biological process: regulation of transcription by RNA polymerase II. The coding region runs from base 1 to 2082 and encodes 693 amino acids. Gene Ontology annotation, cellular component: chromatin. Lineage: Eukaryota; Metazoa; Chordata; Mammalia; Artiodactyla; Cervidae.